Molecule: messenger RNA, 420 nt
Organism: Rotaria sordida
Lineage: Eukaryota; Metazoa; Rotifera; Eurotatoria; Philodinida; Philodinidae
Source: the annotation of a GenBank genome assembly
AUGACUAAACUAAGAGAUAAUUAUGAAAAAGCUCAACAAAAAUUAGAAACAGCUGAUGCCAAUUUAAAAAUAUUUCAUACACGAUCUGAUCGUUUGAUAUUAGCAAAUUUUGAUGAACGUUUACGUGAAUUAGAAGAUAUUCAUUCUAGUGAAGAACAUUCAAUUACAGUUAAACUUCUUUAUCCAUAUUUAUAUGAAGAAAAUCAAGUUUAUAAUAAUAUAUCUCGAUAUUUAUCAUUAAAAAUGCCUGAAAUUGAACAAAGAUUAGAAAAUGAUGAUUUAAUUCCAUUAUUUAGUUAUAAUCUUAUAAAACAUUGUUCAAAAAGAAAAGAUACAUUAAUUGCUUAUCCAAUUGAAAUAUGUAUUCGUCUAUUAGAAAAUAGUUUAAAUGAAGAAAGUCUUUUUCGUAUUGCACCAUGA